Solanum verrucosum is the source of this 1424-nucleotide messenger RNA. Its product is annotated as protein E6-like. The transcript has a single exon. Lineage: Eukaryota; Viridiplantae; Streptophyta; Magnoliopsida; Solanales; Solanaceae. The coding region runs from base 107 to 1255 and encodes 382 amino acids. The record is from RefSeq and is a predicted model, not a curated record.
ACACAAAAGAGGGAUAAAGGGUGUCUAUAUAAAGAGAGUAUAUUGCAAAGUUCACAAGCAUUGAAAACUAACACAACACAAAUUCUCAUUAUCUCUUGUAUUCAAAAUGGCUUCAAUUGCUAAAAGUUUCUCUCUCAUUUUCCUCCUUGCUCUUUUUACCUCACUCCAAGUUCAUGCAAGGGAUGGUCAAUUUUUCAACAAAGUCCCAAGCAACAAUGGUGAAAAGGAAACACAAACAGUUGUUCCUAACAAAGAGCAAGAGCCAAAUUUCAUGCCUGAAAAUGAAAAUGGUGCUUAUGGCCUUUAUGGCCAUGAAUCUGUUUCCACCCCUUCUACAACAACUACUACUACCACUAACACCAAUAAUCCCAAUGUCAACAAUCUUCCCAACAGCAAAUACCUUCCCAAAAAUUAUAACCCUGUUUCUUAUGUAACUGUUGCUGAGGACAAUACAAAUGAAAAUAGUUUCAAUGACAACAACAAUGAAAUCUCAACCAAGCACAAUAUUGAUACCUCCACUUCCACCACCAACUUGAAUAACAACCAAUUCUACAGUGGUCCCACCAAUUACCGCAGUAACAAUAAUAACAACCAGCAGCAACAGUACUACCACGGCGUCAGUGAUUUCAGUACUAAAAACCACAACAACCAGCAGCAACAGUACUACCACGGCGUCAGCGAUUUCAGUACUAAAAACCACAACAACCAGCAGCAACAGUUUUACAGCGGUGACAGUUUUUACAGCAACAACCAACAGUACAACAACAAUGAUAACAACGAGGAGGAGAACUACAACGCUGGUAAUACAUAUUAUAACAACAAUUAUGAACCCCAACAGGAGUUGACUGAAACAAAAUUGAGUGCCAAAAGCUACAACACCAACCCAACAAAUUACCGAAACAAUUACAACAAUAACAACAACAAUCAGGAACAGAGCUACUCCACAAAUUACAACAAUAAUGAAGAACAGAGUUACAGCACUGGGAAUGGUAAUUACAGAGUGCACCAACAACAGGGGAUGAGUGACACAAGGUUCUUGGGAAAUGGGAAAUUUUACUAUGAUAUCAAUGCUGGGAGACAUGCCAGGGAUCCAUAUGAAAAUGCAAAGGAAUUUGCUUCAAUGAACCAACAGUACAACAACAAGAACACCUAUGGCAACAAUGAGUACAACAACAAGAACACCUAUGGCAACAAUGAGUACAACAACAACAACUUUGAGAAUGAAGAUUUUCAAGAUGAAGAGAACAUGCCUUAAUUGUUCCAAAAAUUGAAAACAAAAAAGUUAUAACCAUAGUGAGCCAAAACAAAUGUUAUGUGUCCCAAUUAUGAUUGAUGUUGUUAUCCUUCUUCUUUUUUUUGUCUAAGUUAUAUUUUUAUUAGAAAAAAAUGUUAAUUAAACUACAGAUUUUAUUUUUGGCUGUUUU